Quercus robur (English oak) is the source of this 2717-nucleotide messenger RNA. Its product is annotated as ATP-dependent DNA helicase DDM1. Lineage: Eukaryota; Viridiplantae; Streptophyta; Magnoliopsida; Fagales; Fagaceae. The record is from RefSeq and is a predicted model, not a curated record. Gene Ontology annotation, molecular function: DNA binding; ATP-dependent chromatin remodeler activity; ATP binding. Gene Ontology annotation, cellular component: nucleus. Bases 175 to 2451 code for a protein of 758 amino acids. The transcript has 16 exons.
AUAAAUUUUCUCUCAUACUGAUAUGUGGUAGCUCCCACUAUCGCGAACUUCGCAACGUUUCAUUUUAUUUUUUCUCUGCUUUUUUGCUCUCUGGACUCACUCUAAACUCCACAGUGCUCCAUUUUCUCUCUUCUCCAUUCUCUACAAGAGGCUUCGAAUCUGUGCGGGUUUGACAUGGAGGCGAACAACAAAACGAAGGACGAUGGCUCUGUAGAGUCACCGACUUCGGUGCUUGAAGACGAGGAUAUGUGCAAGGCGGAAUUGGAAGUUAAGUCAGAGGAAGAAAUACUUGCAGAUGCAAAAAAUGGAGAUACCUCUUUGCUAUCAAGAAACAUGGCUGAGGAAGAAGAGAAGCUGCUCGAAGCUCGGAUCAGGGAAGAACAAGGAAAGGAGCCAGAGGAGGCACCCCACUUGAAUGAUACCCAGUUUACCAAAUUGGACGAGCUUCUAACACAAACUCAGAUGUACUCUGAGUUUUUGCUGGAAAAAAUGGAUGAUAUAACAGUUAAUGGAGUGGAGCGAGAAAGUGAAACUGUUGAAAAGAAGACAGGUCGUGGUCGUGGAUCAAAAAGAAAAGCUUCUACAUACAAUACUAGGAAGGCCAAGAGGGCAGUUGAAGUCAUGCUUACAAGAUCUGAAGAAGCCAAGAAACCUGAAGAUGUGAACCUGACUGAGGAAGAAAGAAUUGAGAAAGAACAGAAAGAACUUGUACCUUUGUUAACUGGAGGAAAACUGAAGUCCUAUCAACUUAAGGGUGUAAAGUGGUUGAUAUCAUUAUGGCAAAAUGGGCUGAAUGGGAUCCUUGCAGAUCAAAUGGGGCUUGGGAAAACAAUUCAAACCAUUGGCUUUCUUGCGCAUUUAAAAGGAAAUGGACUGGAUGGGCCUUAUUUAGUAGUUGCUCCUCUUUCUACUCUCUCAAAUUGGGUAAAUGAGAUUUCGAGGUUUACACCCUCAAUGAAUGCUAUCAUUUACCAUGGUGACAAGAAACAAAGAGAGGAGUUACGAAGGAAGCACAUGCCUAGAACAAUUGGCCCCAAAUUUCCUAUAAUUGUAACUUCUUAUGAGGUGGCCUUAACCGAUUCAAAAAAGUAUUUGAGGCAUUAUAGUUGGAAAUAUCUUGUGAUUGAUGAGGGACACAGGUUGAAAAACUCAAAAUGCCUAUUGCUGAAGCAAUUGAAAUACUUACCGGUAGAAAAUAAGCUUCUGUUGACUGGGACACCCCUGCAGAAUAAUUUGGCAGAGCUUUGGUCUUUGUUAAACUUCAUUUUGCCUGAUAUUUUCUCAUCUCAUGAAGAAUUUGAGUCUUGGUUUGAUCUGUCAGGAAAGUGCAACAGUGAAGCAAUGAAGGAAGAAAUGGAAGAGAAGAGAAGGACUCAAGUGAUAGCAAAACUCCAUGCUAUAUUGCGUCCAUUUCUUCUAAGAAGAAUGAAGACUGACGUUGAGCAGAUGCUGCCUCGAAAGAAAGAGAUCAUACUGUAUGCUACAAUGACUGACCAUCAGAGGAAUUUCCAGGAUCACUUAGUUAACAAGACCUUGGAAGACUAUUUGAUUGAGAAUGCAAGCGCUGGUUGUCGUGGUAUGAAAGGAAAGCUUAAUAAUCUGAUGAUCCAACUUCGGAAGAACUGCAACCAUCCUGACCUCUUGGAGUCUGCCUUUGAUGGCUCAUAUUUUUAUCCGCCUGUUGAAAAGAUAGUUGAACAGUGUGGUAAAUUUCGUUUACUGGACCGGCUGUUGGAACGGUUGCUUGCUCGUAAACAUAAAGUUUUGAUCUUUUCCCAGUGGACCAAAGUUUUGGAUAUCAUGCAUUACUACUUUGUUGAAAAAGGACUCGAAGUUUGUCGAAUUGAUGGCAGUGUGAAGCUUGACGAGAGGAGAAGACAGAUCCAGGAGUUCAAUGAUGAGAACAGCAAUUACAGAAUAUUUAUUUUAAGCACCAGGGCUGGUGGACUGGGUAUCAACCUCACCGCAGCCGAUACCUGUAUACUCUAUGACAGUGAUUGGAACCCUCAAAUGGAUUUGCAGGCCAUGGAUAGAUGCCAUAGGAUUGGUCAAACCAAGCCUGUUCAUGUUUACAGGCUUUCAACCGCCCAAUCUGUAGAGGGUCGCAUGUUGAAUAGAGCUUUUAGCAAGUUGAAGCUUGAGCAUGUGGUCAUCGGGAAAGGGCAGUUUCACCAAGAAAGAAACAAGCCUAACGGCACAGAUAUCAUGGAGGAGGAUGAUCUUCUGGCACUUCUCCGAGAGGAAGAAACAGCUGAAGAUAAGAUGAUACAAACAGAUAUUAGUGAUGAAGAUUUGGAAAGGGUCAUGGAUAGAAGUGAUCUGGUUGUAGGUGCGUCGAAUGUUGAUGAAGAAUCCAAUGGUGCUAUUGCUUCAAUUCCCCUCAAAGGCCCUGGUUGGGAGGUGGUGAUACCAACUGCAACUGGAGGCAUGCUCUCUACUCUUAACAGCUAAGUACUUGUCUUGUCGGCAUGGAACUCGGACGAUUUGGGGCUGAAUUAUCUGUGAUUUUUGUGUUCGGGAUUUUUGGCAUCUUUGUAAGGGCUUGAACUGGUAGGAGCAGAAAAACGCUAUGGAAGGGCUCUUCCUUUUGUAAAUGUUUGCGAGAGCCAUUUUGUAUUUACUGUUAACUUGAUAUGCGGAGAAUGUUCCAUGCCCAAGACAUAGGUAUAAGAUGAAAUUUAAAUGUGAUGAAUGCAGACAUUGCGUAAUUAAGUCAA